GGAGAGCGACAGGGACCGAGAGUGGAGCUGCGAGACGUGUCGGGGGGGGGGACAGGGACAGAUAAACAGGGAGACGCAGGCAGAGAGACGCAUUCAGCCGCUUUACGAGGACACUCUACGGCUCAGCUGCGGACAUGGACGUGACGGUCUGACGAGCCCCAGACACGGCCCCGCUCUCCAACAGGUCCACCGCAGCCGCGAGCAUGUCGACGGCAGAGGGAACCGGCCAGCGCGAGGAAGGAGAGUACGGAAGGGCGGCAAAGCGGCUGAAAACGGAGGAGAGGGAGGAAGGGGAAGAGGAGCUGGAGGAAGGAGAGGACUCGGACUCCGGUUCGCUGCCCGGUAACGGCGAGUCAGCGGCGGACAACCGGGCCCGAUGGAGCUCCAGCCAAUACGGAGCAGGACGGAGGGAUAACGGUGAGGACUCCCAUCGUAUCUCUCCCAGUCCUGUGGUCCAUGUCAGGGGUCUGUGUGAGGCUGUGGUGGAAGCGGACCUGAUAGAUGCCCUGGAGAAGUUUGGACCCAUAUGUUACGUGAUGAUGAUGCCAUUCAAGCGUCAGGCCCUGGUGGAGUUCUCUGCAGUGGAGAGCGCCGACCGCUGUGUGUCCUGCGGAGCCAAGGAGCCUGUCUACAUCGCAGGCCAGCAGGCGUACUUUAAUUACUCCACAUCCAAGAGAAUCACCAGGCCGACCAAUGCUGACAACCCCAACAGUGGCAACAAAGUCCUCCUGCUGUCCAUACAGAACCCCCUCUACCCUAUAACCACGGACGUUCUGUACACAGUGUGCAAUCCCAUCGGUAGUGUGCUGAGGAUCGUCAUCUUCAAACGAAAUGGAAUCCAGGCCAUGGUGGAGUUUGAGUCUGUUCAGUGUGCUCAGAAGGCCAAAGCUGCACUGAACGGCGCUGACAUCUAUGCUGGUUGCUGUACGCUCAAGAUUGAAUAUGCAAGGCCAACACGUCUGAACGUGAUAAAGAACGACAACGAGAGCUGGGACUACACUAAACCAUACUUGGUCAGACGAGAUCGUGGAAAGGGCAGACAGAGACAGGCCAUUUUAGGAGAACACCCAUCAUCCUACAGUGAGAAUGGUUAUGGUCCACCCUGCCCCCUGCUGCCUCUGCCCGGCAACAGCAGGUACAAGCUCACCUCAGUGGAUGUUCCUGACAUGGUGUCCUACCCUCUGCCCCAGUCAUCCUCCUCAUACUCUGGCCACGCCCCUAGCUCUGUUGCCAUGGUGAGCGGCCUCCAUCCAUCCAAGAUGAACUGCACCCGCAUCUUCAACCUCUUCUGUCUUUAUGGCAACAUUGAGAAGGUGAAGUUUAUGAAGAGUGUUCCUGGGACAGCGUUGGUUGAGAUGGGAGAUGAGUAUGCUGUGGACAGAGCCAUCACCCACCUCAACAGCAUCAAGGUGUUUGGAAAGAGACUCAACGUCUGUGUGUCUAAGCAGCACGCAGUGAUCCCCAGUCAGGUGUUUGAGUUAGAGGACGGCAGCAGCAGCUACAAGGACUUUGCCAUGACCAGGAACAAUCGCUUCAGCAGCGCUGGGCAGGCCUCCAAAAACAUCAUCCAGCCUCCAUCUGCAGUGCUGCACUAUUACAACGUUCCUCCGUGCAUAUCACAGGACCAUUUACUGAGGCUGUGUACGGAGCAUGAUGUGCCCGGCUUCGUCAAAUUCAAGAUGUUUGAUGCGAAACCCUCCUCUAAGACCAUCUCUGGCUUGUUGGAGUUCGACAAUAAGACGGAGGCUGUGGAGGUUCUUACUGUUCUCAACCACUACCAGAUUAGGAUACCCAAUGGGUCCAACCCUUACACUCUGAAACUGUGCUUCUCCACUUCAUCUCAUCUAUAAAAAGCUGUAGAGCACAAGAGAAGGCUGCUGAGUCUGAUGGUGGCUGAGCUCUGACCUAAGAGAGGGACAGGGACCACGAGAGACAGACGCACAGACAAGUAGAAGAGAGAUACAAGCAAGACGAAGAGAGCGAGGGAGAGAUGGCCUUUAAAGGACACAAAGAAGAUGGAAAGAAAAGUGUUGAGGGGAGAGAGGACGCUGUCACUGUCUCCAAACCCAACAUCAAAUGUACAUCAAUCAUCCCACCAUCCAGUCACACCUCAGAAGCUGACAGACUAUUGACUGUCUGAAAUACUCUAAUAAUGUCUUUAUGUUGUCACAUGGGGACGUCUGGAGGACAUUGAUCACGUGUGUGUCCCAGAAGUCUUCACUGCAUGGUAAACAGGUCCUCGGGUGUGGACCUGAGCAGACAGACUCUGAGGAAUCUGUUGUACAAAAGCUGAGUCCACUUCACUUCAGUGUCUGUCAGACAUCUGUAAAAUCAUGCUCUGCACACGGCAGAUUGGUGACUGAAAUCAUAUUUUAAUGUUUAGAAACUGAUAAAUGCAGUGUGUUGCUUUGAAUUGCCGUUGAACAUAUGUAGUAAAUAUGGAUGCGAUUUUAACAGAAGUUCUCAUUUAGGAUUCAUUAGAACUGCGUGAACCUCUCUGCCCCGGCAGCGAGGCCUCAGGCCUGAGGAGUCGCUCCACUGCUUGGUCAAACACUUUGCCCCGGAGUGAAAUAUCUCAACUACUAACCAGCUGCUAAGUUUUGCUGUAGAUAUUCAUGGUCCACAGAGGAAGACGUCAUGGUUUUGGUGACCCUCUGAUCGGACUUUUUCCAUUCCGCUAACAUAAGUCCAUGUUUCCAGAGGAUUUUUUCAAGCCCCAUCCUCAGCUUUACCACCAUCACCAAACCCAUACUUACAAAAUAUCACACUCUAAUAGGCAGAUGGUCAUGAAAUCUACUGAGCACAUUCAUUCUGUUCUUACAAUAACCUCCUUGCAUUUCAGACACUCCCAUUAGUGCCACCCUCAAUCCAAAAUACCAGCUUUGCAUACAAGAUACCUGAUAAUACAACUGGCAGAUUGAUGAAAAGUUUCCUAAUCGCAAUCCUUGAACCCUUUUGAUUUUAAUGCCAUUUCUCUAGCACCACCCCCAGGACAAAUGGUACAUUUUCAGUCGCACUCCUGGCGAGACUUUUAAGAAUAACAAAGUUAUUAUCCUGCAUUUUGUUCUCUCUUUCAAGUUGUGAUGUGUAAUGAAACUACAGCCUGGAGGGGGUUGCUGACAGGGUUUUAGACUUUGAGAGAGAGAGAUGUGAAGUCACAGUGAACACAAUGAGAAGAUGGAGCUAAUUAAAAAUAUAGAUUCUGUGCGGAGGUUGCAUGUUCUCCUCCCCUGCUUACUUAGGUUUCUUCUCACAGUCCAAAAUCAUGCAGGUUAGGUGAACUGCUGACUCUAAAUUCUCUGUAGGUGUGAAUGUGAGUGUGUUUAUCUGUCUAUGUGCCAGCCCUGUGAUUGACUGGUGACCUGUACAGUGUGUACCCUGCCUUUCACCCAGUGUCAGCUGGGACUGGUUCCAGCUCCGCAACAGCUCUCAAGAACAAGUGGGUGUAGAAAAUGGAUGGAUGGAUGGAUGGAGCACACAGUUAAGUGUCAAAUAGUGUAUUGUAUCUGGUAGGGAUUCCUGGCUUUGCUGUGACAUUAACUUAUUUAAAACUCUUUAAUCUCAUUUCAGUGUUUUAAAAUAAUCUCAUGGGCUGAAAACUCACAAUACUUCUCUGUCGCUCAAUAUCGUAUAUUUAAAAUCGCAAUUUUAUUUUCACAUGGUACAGUGUAACACUACAGGGGCUGCCUGUGAGUCUGUGUAUUGUGUCUAUUAAUGUGUAUUGUGAAAAGUUAAAAAUAUUCAGCAGAAUAUUCCUGAGACACACACACACACACACAUCAGGAUGGCCACACCGAACACAUUGGUGACAUGUGGCACUGACUUUAGCGCUGAGUUGCUGAUUGUGUCAGUUCACUGCUGUCAGACCAGCAGCCUGAGCCUUCAUUGUGAUGGUGGAAGGUUGAAUUAUUUGGUCUGGAGUAGAGUUACAACACUGUAAUAAACAAACUGUGCAUAGAAAUAGUGUUGGGGAGUGGGACUGCCCUGCUCUUCUGGUUGUAUAUUGUUGGAUAAAGAAAGGCUCAUUUUACAAGGUGUUGAGCCAAAAACCAUAUCAGACAAAUAACAGGCUGGGAGAUAACGGAAAUAACUGGACCUCUGCCUGCAUGUAAACACAGUCAGUGCUUAUUCGAUGCUUUGAUUAAAGAUAUUAGACCUAAUGCAUCAGCGUUUCAAUAUUCAGAUCUCACCUUUACAAAAACAGUCCUGCUUUUUAUCUUUUAUGAUGCUUGAUUUUGGGACAGUGACUGAUCAGUUAAUGUGUGUAAAACAGCAGGAUAUAUCUGGUGGGAUGAAUAGAAAGGCAGGGUUGUCGAAAAAAAAACUCAUGACUUUUUGUUUUGACUCGAUUUGAUACCUAAAAAUGCAGCAUGAGGUCAGCACCGAGGACACAUCAAUUUUUGUGGCACUUUUUCAAGACGUUCAAGGCCCAUCUUUGAGUCCAUGGUGCAACCUAACACAAGACAGGUUUGAAAGAGUCCAGUUUAACCUUUUAAAAAAGGGUGAAUGCACCUAGAAAUAUCUGUUACACACAUGCACUGCUUUUUAAAAUGGACUGCACAACUACUGUAAGAGCAGUAUUUCAAAAUAGAACCAGAAAAAUAGUCUAAUCUUACAUCCCAACUCUUGAAUUACAUAAUAUUUAAGGACAUUUUGCUUUGUCAUAACUGCAUAUUAAUUUCUCUUUUAAUAUUUUGGUUUUUAUUGUAAGUUCUUUUUUUUAUUCUAAUGCUAAUUCAAGAUUUCUUUGUGGAUUUUGCAUGAAACUAUGUGAAUAAACAGGCUACCUAAAUUCUGGAAGAGGCACAGGCAUGGAUGGAUUACUAACCAGGCCCAAGGACCCAAAAGGUCUGGUGGUCUCUGAGUAAGAGCUUCUGUAUGAAGAGACAGUUAAUAUAUCUUGUUUGAAAGUUACAGAGCUCAGUUAAAAGACACAAGGCGACUAUAAAGAGAUGCAAAACGACUAUAAAGGAGGCCCUGUACAGAGUCACUCUUACCUGUCUGUGCCCAUGGGCCUGUUUUCUCAUAAUCCAUCCAUGUCCAGGCACAGAGUGGCUGAUUGGACACACUGGGCUUCUUUGAAAAAGUGCAGUAAGAAAAAGUGUAUUCCUCUGUUCCACACUGUAUCUCACAUAGGACAUGCAGAUUUCAGGAUCCAUCACACUUGUGAAUUAAGGCAUGCCUUUUGUAUAUACUGUGUCGAUAAGGAAAGGGUGUGAAGAGUUUUGACAGAUGAAUCUCACUUAGUCUGUAGUUAAAUUAUUGCUCCUGUAGAUGUUGUGCAACAGUUUCAUUAAAUGGACAAUGAGAAGUUUGUACGUCUCUUACAGCACUUGAAUCUUACUGUAUUUCUAAGGUGUUUUUUAUUUAUUCUUUUAAAUUAUUCUUCCCUGCGACCCUGACGGAUUAAGCAGUAUAGAAAAUCAAUGGAUGGAUGGAAUUAUUCUUACUUUUUUUUUUAAAGCCUUUGUUAAAUGAGGGCUGCUGUUACUCUGAAACUGAUGUAAGGUUUUAAUCACAGGACAGACAGUAUGGGACAGAUCCACAGGUAUCUCAUGAUUUUUAGGCUGUAAAGGUUUAAUGUUGUUAAUAGUCUGUAAUCACUAACAAAACAUUUAGAAAAAUACAUAGAACUAUAUUGUGCCAUUCAUUUAAGAAUCUCUGUGGUUGUAAUGUACAUGUACAUGUUCAAACUGAAUAAAUUCAAGUCUGUGGCUGUAAGGUCAGCGACACAAAGCU
This is a messenger RNA of Toxotes jaculatrix (banded archerfish), 5739 nucleotides long. RefSeq names its product heterogeneous nuclear ribonucleoprotein L-like. Bases 204 to 1850 code for a protein of 548 amino acids. The transcript is spliced from 14 exons. The record is from RefSeq and is a predicted model, not a curated record. NCBI's taxonomy places the organism in Eukaryota, Metazoa, Chordata, Actinopteri, Toxotidae. Gene Ontology annotation, cellular component: nucleus. Gene Ontology annotation, biological process: regulation of RNA splicing; mRNA processing. Gene Ontology annotation, molecular function: mRNA binding.